AAGAGGGACUCCGAAAAUAGACAAGUUAGAUAACUCCUGCGCUAUGACUGACGGUGGUGAACUACGUAUCCGCGAUAGAUCGCAAGAUAAAUCUUGCAAUGGAUUUGAAAAAAGAGAAAAGAGGAGGAGAAUUCGAAGACUUCAAGAUGCCAUCAUUCAGAAAGACCAAAUGAAAAUCCAGGAAUUACUAGAAGAGGAUUUUGAAGUUGAUUUUCAGUAUAGGGGUCAGACAGCACUUCAGCUGGCAGUGAAAGAAGGCGAAUACAAAAUAUGCAAGAAACUGGUAGAGAAAGGUGCAAAUGUCAAUGUUUCUGAUGCUCAGAAAAACAGUGUAUUGAACACAGCAUGUUGGAAAGGGCUCACAGAUAUUGUUAAAUUACUAGUCAAAAGUGGAGCAGACCUCAAUGCUCAAAAUGAUCAUGAAUCAACCCCACUUUAUACUGCUGCUUAUAAAGGGCAUCUGGAUAUUGUCAGUGUCCUAGUGGAUUCACAAUGUGACCUUGACCUUCCAAAUGCUCAGUGUCAAUCUCCAUUACAUGCUGCAGUAAGGAAUGAACAUGUUGGAUGUGUUCAAAGGCUGGUUGAUGCUGGAUGUGAUAUAAACUUCAUUGAUACAGAUUUCAAGUCACCUCUCAUGGUGGCAAGUGAAUUUGGUUUCACAGAAGUGGCUAAAAUUCUUCUUGAUAAAGGAGCUAAAGUCAAUUUAAAGAAUAGAUCCAGUGAAACAGCAAUUUUAUUGGCUGCCAAUGAAGGUCAUAGUGAUAUCAUUAAAGAACUAGCCAAUCAUGGAGCAGAUGUCAAUCUGACUACAACUAGUGGCAAGGUACCUCUUAUAGAGGCUAUAUCAGGGUCCCAUUGGAACUCCGCCACAGCCCUGAUUCAGGCUAGAGCAGAUGUCAACCAAAUUGACAAGCACAAUCAAGCUCCAAUUCAUGCUGCAAUCCGACAAGUGUCUAGUGUGUUUGGUCGAGAGUUUGACCAGCAGGCCAUGGAGAUUGUGAAGGAGUUGAUCAACAGAGGAGCUGAUAUCAAUAAGCAGGAUUCCCAAGGGUGGACCCCACUGUAUCAGAGUGCUUUUGCAGGAAACUUAGAGUUAUCUACCCUAAUGUUAGAUCAGAAGGCAGAUGUCAACAUAGCUACCAUAUCAGGAGAUACAGUUUUACAUGCUGGGGUUUAUGGAAACAAUAACACAGUUGUGGAUUUGUUGAUAGCUGCUGGUUGCAGAGUGAAUGAGGUCAACAAAAAAGGGGAGAGUUCAUUGUUUUCAGCAAUUUUGUCCAGAGUCAACAUCAAGAUAGUCAAGGCUUUGAUCAAUGCUGGGAGUAGCCUGGAUAUGAAGGAGAAAUCCCAACAACUGACGUCUCUUCAUGAAGCCAUAAUUCAACAUUACACGGAAGCUGCACUCCUCCUCAUUAACUCAGGUUGUGAUGUCAAUGCCAGAAAUGCUAGAGGCCAGACUCCUCUGUACACGGCCUGUGAGAAAGGUAAUGUACAGGUGGUAGAGCAGCUACUGUCCCUCCCAACGGUCAGCACCAAGGGUACCAAAGCCUCUACCAUCCCUCUCCAUGUAGCUACAGUCAGCAAUUUCUCCCACAUCGUACAACAGCUGAUUGAUGCUAACUGUGACAUACAUGUGAUGAAUGAGAAAGGAAUGACUCCAAUUAUGUCAGCCACAAAUGAGAAUAGUACCAGAGUUGCCAAGAUUCUAAUCAAGAAUGGCUGUGACCUUGAGUCUCACUGUAGAGAGAAGAAACUGAUGGUGUGUUGUCUUCUGUACCAGGAUUCUCACCCUCAUUUUGAACUGGAACCCCUAUUCUUAGCACUCACUCACAAAAACAUUGAAUUAAUUAAUUUGUACUUAAAAUGUUACAGUAAAAGACCAGGGCGCGUUAUCAAACUUUUAUCCAACAUUUUGAGGACUUCACAGGAAUUAAUGACACACUUUUCUGCUGAGGAGAAGAAGGAAAUUUUGGAGAUUUUUUCAAAAAGUUUGAAGACUCCGCUGUCCUUACAAGAAAUUUGCCGAUGCCAUGUCAGACAGUUUGUGAGGCAUCCGUUUCUCAAAAAUGUGGAGACAUUACCAGUUGCUAGUAAACUGAAGGACUACAUUACAAUGGAAGAGGUUUUGAGCCUCUCCAGUGAAGAUGAAGAGGAAGAACUAAAGAAUGCUGGGAAAUUUACUUUCGUAGGCAGACAUAUGCCUUAUGAGCUGUAAGCACUCACAUGUUGUUGGAAAAAGGAUUUAGCUUCUCAAAAACAUGAUUUUUUUUUUUGUUUGAAAUCCUUUCAUCAGCUUUUUUUGAUUUUGAAUUUUUGGUAUAAACCACUUUUAAAUUGGCAUAUACAUGUACCACUAUUACCUGUAUAUUAAGAUUCUUUGGGAAGUUAUUUUUGUUGGUUUUGAAUGCAGACUUUAAAUUUUUACAAGAUGCUGUAGCAGUAGUAAACAGAUAAUUUUUUUUAGGAAUUUAAUAUGUUUAUAGAAGGAAUAAAGAUUUUUCAAGUUGCAAAAGUUUCUUUUUGAAGUAGAAUAUAAUUCUAUUUAUUUAUACAACAUAGAAUUUGGUAUAAAAGUAAAAAAAUUAUGAUAAGAAAUAACAAAAAUGCAUGUUAGUAUUGAUAUAAUACAUAUAACUUUUUUGUAAUAUUGAAUUUAAGAAAGAGAAAAUGCUUCUUUGCAUCUCAAAGUUCACUGUAUUUUUUUUUCUGAGAACAAUACCCUAUUGAGAAGUCCUCAGUUCAUAUGCUUUUGUGAGAUGUCUGGUUUUAAUUUUUUCCAUAAAAAUCUUUGGUUAAAUUUCUUUCUGGUGUUUAAAGCUGAUUUUUUUUUUUAAUUGGAAAUCAAUUUUGAUCUCGCUUAGAAUUAUUGCUUAUAUUUUAACUGAAAAUGAGGCUAGAACAGAGCUUAAUGGUUUAUAGAUUAUUAUAAACGUUCAGUUCUUGA
Messenger RNA from Saccostrea echinata, 2944 nucleotides. Its product is annotated as ankyrin-1-like. The transcript is spliced from 10 exons. Gene Ontology annotation, molecular function: protein binding. NCBI's taxonomy places the organism in Eukaryota, Metazoa, Mollusca, Bivalvia, Ostreida, Ostreidae. The record is from RefSeq and is a predicted model, not a curated record. The coding region runs from base 44 to 2215 and encodes 723 amino acids. Gene Ontology annotation, biological process: intracellular signal transduction.